AUGAGCCAGCAUAAAGGAGGUGCAGUACAAUGUCAAAGCCAUAUGGAACCACAGAAUCUAACAAAUGACUCAGAAUUCCUUUUCAUGGAACUCUCAGAUGAUCCAGAACUGCAGCCUUUGCUCUUUAUCCUGUUCCUGUCCACAUACCUGGUCACCACGCUGGGGAAUCUACUCAUCAUCCUGGCUGUCACCUUUGACCCCCACCUCCACACUCCCAUGUACUUCUUCCUCUCCAACCCAUCCUUGGCUGACAUCGAUUUCACCUCCACCACAAUCUUGAAAAUGAUCCUGGACAUUCAGACUCACAGCAGGGUCAUCUCCUAUGCAGGCUGCCUGACACAAAUGUCCUUUUUUAUGCUUUUUGGGUGUUUGGAUGGUCUCCUCCUGACUGUGAUGGCCUAUGACCAGUUUGUAGCCAUCUGUCACCCUCUGCGUUACUUGGACAUUAUGAACCCAUGUCUCCGUGGCUCAUUGGUUUUGGUAUCACUUUUCAUCAGUCUCUUGGUUUCCCAGAUGCACAGUUCCAUGGUGAUAAAACUCACGUACUUCAAAGAUGUGGACAUCUCUCAUUUCUUCUGUGACCCUUCUCAUCUCCUCAACCUUGCCUGUUCUGACCUUUUCACCAAUAACAUAGUCAUGUAUUUUGUUGGUGCCAUCUCUCAUUUUCUCCCUAUCUUGGGGAUCUUUUUCUCUUAUUUAUUUAUUUAUUUUUUCUUUUUCUCUUAUUAUAAAAUUGUUUCCUCUAUUCUAAGGGUCCCCUCAUCAGGUGGGAGGUAUAAAGCUUUCUUGACCUGUGGCUCUCACCUGGCAUUUGUUUACUUAUUUUAUGAAACAGGCCUUGGUGUCUACCUCAGCUCAGCCAUCUCACAAUCUCCCAGGAAAAUUGCGGCCUCGGUGGUGUACACUGUGGUCACCCCCAUGCUGAACUCCUUCAUCUACAACCUGAGGAACCAAGAUAGCAAAAGGGCCAUGUGGAGGUUCCUCAGCAAAACAACCUGUUUUAAAAUUGUUUUUUAA
This is a messenger RNA of Budorcas taxicolor (takin), 1017 nucleotides long. Its product is annotated as putative gustatory receptor clone PTE01. Lineage: Eukaryota; Metazoa; Chordata; Mammalia; Artiodactyla; Bovidae. The record is from RefSeq and is a predicted model, not a curated record. Gene Ontology annotation, biological process: G protein-coupled receptor signaling pathway. Gene Ontology annotation, molecular function: G protein-coupled receptor activity; olfactory receptor activity. Gene Ontology annotation, cellular component: membrane.